This is a messenger RNA of Abrus precatorius (Indian licorice), 2992 nucleotides long. Its product is annotated as 60S ribosomal protein L23. The transcript has 3 exons. NCBI's taxonomy places the organism in Eukaryota, Viridiplantae, Streptophyta, Magnoliopsida, Fabales, Fabaceae. Gene Ontology annotation, molecular function: structural constituent of ribosome; large ribosomal subunit rRNA binding. The coding region runs from base 55 to 477 and encodes 140 amino acids. The record is from RefSeq and is a predicted model, not a curated record. Gene Ontology annotation, cellular component: ribosome; cytosolic large ribosomal subunit. Gene Ontology annotation, biological process: translation.
AGUGAGAAGAGUGGGAAGAGAGAGAGAGAGAGAGAGAGAGAGAGAGAGAGAGAGAUGUCGAAGAGAGGUCGCGGUGGAUCGGCGGGAAACAAGUUCCGCAUGUCGCUGGGUCUUCCGGUGGCGGCGACGGUGAACUGUGCCGACAACACCGGGGCGAAGAACCUCUACAUCAUUUCGGUGAAAGGUAUCAAAGGUCGGUUGAACCGUCUUCCAUCGGCUUGCGUCGGCGACAUGGUUAUGGCCACCGUGAAGAAGGGGAAGCCGGAUCUGAGGAAGAAGGUGUUGCCAGCAGUGAUCGUUCGGCAGCGCAAGCCUUGGCGCAGAAAGGACGGGGUUUAUAUGUACUUCGAAGAUAAUGCUGGUGUCAUUGUUAAUCCUAAGGGUGAAAUGAAAGGUUCGGCUAUCACUGGUCCAAUUGGAAAAGAGUGUGCUGAUCUGUGGCCCAGGAUUGCAAGUGCAGCCAACGCUAUAGUUUGAGUGCGAUUUCUAUUUAAUUCAUCUUUCUUUUCUUUUCUUUUUUUUAUCUGCUUGUAGGACUUCAAAUUUGACUCAGAUUUUGUUAAAGCUUGAAUUUGCACUGGAAGUGAUAGACAUUUUACAUUUGCGAAACUUAUCUGGAAGAAGUUUUUUGAAGAGAUGAGAUUUAUUGGUAGUUUAGAAUUGUUGUUUCUUAUCUCUCUCUAAAUUGUUAUGCAAUCCUGCUUUAUCAGUUUGUAUAACUUCUUGUUUGAGAACCAACAUAUAUCCAUGUUUUUCAUAAGCAUUAAAGAUAGCGAGUCAACUUACCUCGAUAACCCUGGUGUGUUUGUAAUUUUCUAUAAACAAAUAUAACAAUUCAUUCAUAGUUGCUGGUACCCCUACCACCCUAAACUUGUUCACCUCUCACACUUCUUACUGCCGUUAGCGUCACCGCUAAGAUUAUAUUCUCUUUCCUACCCACCCCCGUCAAUGAUAAGUGCUAUCAUCUAGAUUUAUAUUUGGAAUGACAUCAAAUUUGCUCGUGAAUCAAUUUCAACUGCACAGGUUAUAGUUUUCACGUAGUCUUCUGUUCCUUUUUCAUCAACAUAUUCUGUCUGACACUGUCGAUGUUAAGGGCAUCUGUGCAUGUUUGGAUUCACUCACUUUUUAGGGUUCUUAAAAAUCACCAAAUUAUAUUUUUAUUGAGAGUUAUUCUGAGGGUAAAGUGGCGUAUAAAUCAUAUUAUAUUCGUUUAAUACCAACUUUUACUUAAUUGAAUGGUUUUAUACUUUUUACGUCUCAGUAAUUGGUGCACAUUAUGUAAUGUAGAGUAUGUUCAAUAUUGCGAGGUUAGGAACUGGUAGUCUUGAACGUAGGUAUGACUAAGACAGGUAGUUUGCAGUAAAAAAGCCUUUAAGAAAUUUGAAAUCGGAAUGAUACUCGAUUCAAUUAAUUAAAUCGAUUAUGCAAAAUGUGUUUGUAAUAACUUAAUAUUAAUAAAUUAGGCUUAAUUAUGUAUUUGGUUUCUAUAAAUAUAGGUCUUUUUGUGAUUAGUUUUUAUAAAUAUUUUUGUGAGAAAGUGGUUUCACCUUUAAUCACUCUUCCAUUAAGUGCUGAGCUAGUUAAUGGAGAGUUAGCUCAGCACUUGUGGUUAUUUUAAGGUCAGUUACGUCAAAUAAAUUUUUAAAUUUAUUUUGUAUAAUUGCAUACAGGUCUUUCUAAUUUUUUUUCUUUCUUUUCCGCAGUCAUUCUCUUUCCUUCUGAACUUUCGGUUGCUCAGUUUUCCUUUUUAUUCCAGUGUAGUUAGUUAGGUCAACACUUUCAACCAUUUAGUAUAAGUUAUGAUGAACUUGAAUGAAAAUUGUGUUAUGACAAUUCAUUUUAGGGGGAAAAGACAAUUGACUGUUGCCUAAGGUGGCUUGGUCUAGCGAGAAGACGAAUCAUAUGAGCACUAAUAGUAAGAACUGAUCCAGCUACCUAAUGGGGAAUAGCUUUAAUUGUUGUAUUAAAAACAAAUGAAAUUUUGGGGGAGAUUGAGGGUUUCGUACAGGAGGAGAGGAUAAGAUAUUAUCCUAAAGAAGAUUCCACAACUAAAAAUUGAGAAAAAACAAGGAAGAAAAUAUCGUAAAGUUCCCUUUAAAUUACUCACCAGCACAAAAAACAAAGGUCAAAUUAUUCUACAAAAGCAGUAAUGGCGAGAAAUUAUAGUUGAAGAUUCUGGCAUUUCUUUCCAACCAUAGUUACCAAAACAAAGCAAAGCAUAUACUACACACUGUCAAAGGAUGUUGCCAUCUUUACUCUCCACUAUGCCAUCUCUAUCUCCGAUGCUCUGCACUAUGACCUCCGCCUUUGGGAGAGAGAGAGAGUGCGCGAAUGAGGGUGUUGUACAUGAAGGUCCCGACACCUUCAUCCAAAUGCUUAGCAAUCCUACCUUCUUCCAGCUUCUCCUUCACCUUCGCCCUCAAAGGCGUCGCCAACUCUCGUCACUUGAGACCCGGGAUUCAGUUGCAUUCUCAAGCUCUGUGUCAUGGCUUUGAUACCCAUAUUUUUGUUGGGACAACUUUGAUCAGCAUGUAUGCUGAAUGUGGGUACUAUGAGUCUGCACAAUAGGUGUUUGAUGAAAUUUAUGAUCAAAAUGUUGCGUGGAAUGCUGUUGUUACCGCCGCUUUUAGGUGUGGUGACGUGGAAGGUGCGUGGGACGUGUUUAGACGGAUGCCGGUUUGGAAUUUGACCUCUUGGAAUGUGAUGCUUGCUGGUUAUGCUAAAGCAGGUGAGCUUGGAUUGGCAAGAAGAGGUUUUUUCUGACAUGCCUCUCAGAGAUGGUGUUUCUUGGAGCACUAUGAUUGUUGGGUUGAGGUACAUGGACUAUGCCGUCAUCCAUGUUUUUAUAACUGUGAAAGGUGGAGGGAGAGAAAGAAAGAAAGUAAAUUAGAAGGAUCUGUAUGUAAUUAUAUAAAAUAGGUUUAGAAGUUUAUUUAUAAAUUUUAAUUUAAAAAAAUAAUAAUAAAUAAUAAAUAUCAGGUAAGCUGAUUUU